AUGCCUCGGGAUAUCAUAGCGGUGGAGGACUUCUCGGAACUGAACGUGGAACCCGCGUUGAUGGCUAACAUUGAGCGCUGUGGGUACCAAAAGCCAACACCCGUGCAGCGCUAUGGGAUCCCAGUGGCGAUUGCGGGGAAUGAUCUCAUGGCGUGCGCGCAGACGGGUUCUGGCAAGACAGCUGCCUUUUUGAUCCCGAUAGUGCAGCAUAUCCUGGUAAAGGGGGUCUCACCUGCGUAUCGCGGUGUCUGCUACCCGAUCGGCUUGAUCAUGGCCCCCACUCGGGAGCUUGCCCUUCAAAUCUACGAUGAGGUCCGCAAGUUAACCUUUCGGACGGACAUCUUUUAUGACGUCGUCUAUGGGGGUACCCCGUAUCCUACGCGCUUUGAAAACGAUAUCCUUGUGGCGUGCCCAGGAAGGCUAAAAGAUAUCUUCGAAAGAGAUUUGCUCUCCUUCAAGGCCAUUAAGUUCCUCGUUCUUGAUGAAGCCGACCGUAUGCUGGAAAUGGGUUUUGAGGAGCAAAUCGAAUACCUGGUUGCAUCCAGAUACACUGAUAUGCCCAUGGUUGACGAACGCCAGACCCUAAUGUUUAGCGCUACGUUCCCGACUCGCAUUCUUAACCUGGCGCGCCGAUUUCUUCGGAAGUAUUACUACCUCCUCACGAUUGGUCGUGUUGGUUCCACAACAAAGAAUAUCACUCAGGUCAUUGAAAGGGUUCAAGAAACAGAGAAACUGAAUCGUCUGUUUGAACUCAUUUAUGAACAUAAGAAGUCGGAUUUGGUGUUGAUUUUUGUGGAAACGAAAAAGGCCGCCGAUUAUCUUCAUCACGAACUCAAGGUGGAAAAUAUCCCGAGCUCUACGAUUCACGGUGACCGCCGCCAACAAGAUCGCGAGCGUGCACUCGCGGAAUUCAAGUCUGGUGUAACGCCUAUUCUUGUGGCAACUGAUGUGGCCUCGCGUGGAUUGGAUAUCCCUAAUGUCUCGCACGUUAUUCAAUAUGACUUACCGAGCGAGAUGGACGACUAUGUCCACCGUAUUGGUCGUACAGGACGCGCAGGAAAUAAGGGUGUUGCAACGUGCUUCUAUAAUCGUAAUAAUCGCAAGAUCUGCUUGGAGAUGUACAAGUAUCUUCGAGAACACGAACAGAAUAUCCCUUCCUGGUUCAGGGAAGAGGCAGAGUUGGUUGAGGGCGAUGCGAUGUUAAGUCGUGAGUUCGGAGGGAAUCGUCGCCGUGGUGAUGGUGGGGGAAAUAACUAUAACGACCCAUCUCAUGCACGAGAUCCUGAAGAAAAAUGGGGAGGCUCAGCAGCUGCGUCAGGAAGGGGGAAUAGACGCGGUAAGACGGGCUCAAGGGCAGGUAAUUCUGCCGCUGGUGGAAGAUCUCACCUCACAACUGACAUCGAUGAUGGUGGUUUUUGA
Molecule: messenger RNA, 1419 nt
Organism: Phytomonas sp. EM1
Lineage: Eukaryota; Euglenozoa; Kinetoplastea; Trypanosomatida; Trypanosomatidae
Source: the annotation of a GenBank genome assembly